AUGCUAACUGAAAUCGACGACCUGGAAAUCCACGUCCUCGUCAACGACGAACUGGACCCCAUAACACCGAGCAUGAACCCCGCUGUUCAAGUUGCCAGCCAGUUCAUGGCGCCAUGGCGCAACGAUGGAAAUGCGCAUGGGCUGUCUCUCCUUUUAAUCGCAACAAAAGGAGGCAAAAAGCAUACGCUUCUCUUCGACGCCGGACCAGAAGGCGAGGUCUGGGAACGGAAUUCCCGCCGUCUGCGCUCGGAAAUUGGCCAGAUCGAGCAUAUCGUGCUGUCGCACUAUCAUCGCGACCACUCUGGCGGUCUAAUCCGCGCCAUCGAACUAAUCCAGGAGAACAAAGGCCCCAACAAAAAAGUCAUAAUGGAUGUCCACCCCAAUCGUCCGGAUUUCAGAGGCGUCCAGGCUGGCGACAUGGCUAUAUCGCUUGAAUCUGACCCAUCGUUUGCUGAGCUGGAGGCUGCCGGUGCUACUGUGGUCAAGAGUGACCAGCCACAUACAGUGCUCGAUGACUUCUUCAGUAUUUCGGGGGAAGUACCGCGCGAGACGCUGUAUGAAGAUGGUAUCUAUGGCGGAUUGCGGUACGAGAACUCUAGAGGGAAAUGGGAGGAGGAUACGAUGAUCAUGGACGAGCGCUAUGUGAUGUGCAAUCUCAAAGGCAAAGGGUUGGUCGUGUUCACAGGCUGUGGCCACGCCGGGGUUGUCAACACCUGUCGCGACGCCGUAAUAUCAGGCAACGGGGCGCCUUUGUAUAGUGUCGUAGGUGGAUACCACCUAGCAGAUGCAGACGAGGCAAAGCUCGAAUCAACGAUGCAAGACCUGAAGAAAUUUGAUCCAAAGGUCAUGCUAGCGGGGCACUGCACUGGAUGGCGAUUCAAGUGCCAGAUUGCGCGCGAUAUGCCGAAUUGUCUGGUUCCUGCUUUUUCAGGGAGCAAGUAUACAUUAUAA
This is a messenger RNA of Aspergillus versicolor CBS 583.65, 951 nucleotides long. Its product is annotated as MBL fold metallo-hydrolase. Gene Ontology annotation, molecular function: transferase activity. Bases 1 to 951 code for a protein of 316 amino acids. Lineage: Eukaryota; Fungi; Ascomycota; Eurotiomycetes; Eurotiales; Aspergillaceae. The record is from RefSeq and is a predicted model, not a curated record. The transcript is spliced from 5 exons.